AUGGACUAUCUAGAAACGGCCAUUUUGGAGGCUAGAAAGGCCGUUGAGACUGCAUCGGAUGACGACCCAGAUUGGAGCAACCUACUAGCAGCGUUUGCAGUCCGACUCGGAGACAAAUGCACAGCCACCAAAGACAGGCACGAUCAUGCAGAUCGCAUAAAUCGCCUGAUGUUUCUCACAUAUUUACUCAAUGACAAGUUAAUGUUGGCUGGUGAGAUGGAUGACCUGGAUGAGGCCAUCUCGGUAGCUCAACAUGCCGUUGAUGAAAUGCCAGAAGACCAUCCACAGUUUUUGAUAGGCUUGACAACGCUCAGUCACCGUCUCAGAGACAAUCAAGCCUUGGAGGCUAUGCCAGACGAUCAUCAGGAUCGGUCGGAACAAUUUGGGGGGCUUUCGAAUUUGCUCGCGAGCAGAUACUUAAGCACGGGAGCCACGGAGGACCUUGGGCGAGCCAUUCAGAUGGUGCAAAAUGGCGUCGAUUCAAUGAUUCACGGCAAUGACUCCCAGAAACCCUUGUUCCUACAACAUCUUGGAGGCUUGCUUGGGCUCAAACCUCUGAGAACUGGCUUCCUGGCUGACGCCGUGGCGAUGCCCUUGAGCGGCGAUGACAAUAGAGGGGUUAUCCUAAACGCCCUCGGCCAUCUGCUGGCAAGCAGAUGUGCUGUCACUGGGGCAUUGGCUGAUCUCAAUGAGGCCAUUUCCCUGACCAGGCAAGCAGUUGACACACCAAGCAACAACCAGACUGUCUUGUCUCAGAGACUGGGAAAUCUCGCAGUGCAGCUUCAGCAGAGAUUCCUGAGAACAAAGGCGGCACCUGAUCUCGAGGAGUCGAGUGAGCUUUCCAAGAGGGCCAUGGAGAUGCUCCUAGAUGACCACCCAGAUCAGUCAAGGCAUCGACAUGAUCUUGGGAUCAAGCUUGCGCGAAAAUUCACCAUCACAAACAACAUAGCUGAUCUGGAGGCGGGUAUCCAAUGCAUCAGACUUGCACUUGAGAGGAUGCCUCACGAUCAUGCCAACAGAGCAGUUUACUUGCACAGUCUGGCCAACGGACUAAUUCAGAAGGGCUCGGAGACCUUUGAGCCUACAGAUGUCGAUGAGUGGAUUGCUUCUUGGGGUAGGGCACCUCGCCGCCUGUGCACUCUGCGCCAACCCAAUGCACCAACCCUUUGCCGUAUCCGGGCUUGCAUGUCUCUACUGUCCAUCAACCCAGAUUGGAAAGAAAGCCUAGAGGCGGCCAAACUCGUCAUGGCCCUUCUUCCUCGUCUUACACCGCGGUCACUCGACAACGAGGAUAGGCAGAACUCACUGAGCGAGAUUGCUGGCCUGGCCUCUGAUGCAGCGGCAGUGGCAAUACAGUGUGAAGAUGAUUUCCUACGAGCGCCAGGAAUGGCAGCGAUGCAAGAUGCCACAGACCGAGGUCCCAUUGCGAUCAUCAACGUCAGUGUGAGUGACCGCAUCCAGACCAUAUCAUUGACCGGGCUAUCUCUACAUACUAUCGAAGAGAAGGUUCUCGAAUGGCUAUGGGACACUGUCGCGGCCCCGGCCCUGGACGCCCUCGGCUUCACACAACCUCUUUCGGACAAUGAUAAAUGGCCUCACAUGUGGUGGAUUCUUACUGGACUUCUUCGGCAAUUCCCUCUACACGCGGCGGGAUAUCACAGAAAACGGAGUGCUGAAACAGUGAUGGACAAAGUCAUGUCCUCGUACGGCUCGUCUGUCAAAGCAAUCUUACGGGGCCGCGAGCGUCGUGUAUCACCCAAGGGAUCGACCACCGCGGUUCUUGUCGCGAUGGAACACAUCCCAGCACGUUCGAACCUUCCCUUUGCUGAUGCAGAAAUCAAGGUCCCUCAUCGGCUGAAGGAGGAGGUGAUGACAGGGUUGCAAAGCAGCACGAUCUUUCACUUUGCUGCUCAUGGGUCCACAAACCAAGACGACCCGUUGGAGAGCUUCUUGUGCCUGGAGGAUGUCAGGUCAAACCCCCUGAGAGUGGCUGAUCUUCUCAAUCUCAACCUCAAGGAGAACCCCCCUUUUCUUGCAUACCUCUCAGCGUGCGGGACCGGUCGUAUCCAACAAGAGCGGCACAUGGAUGAGAGCAUGCACUUGGUCAGCGCUUGUCAGCUUGCAGGAUUCCGCCAUGUUAUUGGCACGUUAUGGGAGGUCAAUGAUGAAAUAUGUGUUGAGACGGCCCGGAUCACAUAUGAGGGCAUUGGAGACGGGAAGAUGGCUGGUGGGAAGAUGGCUGAUGAGUCUGUAUUCCAUGGCCUUCAUGUGGCAGUUCGGAGGCUCCGAGAUGCCGGCAACCGCCAGGUCUACUGUCCUGGCAUUUGUUAA
Molecule: messenger RNA, 2331 nt
Organism: Ilyonectria robusta
Lineage: Eukaryota; Fungi; Ascomycota; Sordariomycetes; Hypocreales; Nectriaceae
Product: CHAT domain-containing protein
Exons: 10
Coding region: 1-2331 (776 amino acids)
Molecular function (GO): protein binding
Source: RefSeq, a predicted model, not a curated record